AUGAAGGUCGCGCGGGAUCAAGAGAAGUCCGGCAGGAAGGCGGCAGACAACGGGAAGCAACCAAUGCCACGCAAGCGUGUUUCUACACCGACCGUGGCCGAAAUUUCUGCUGCCGUGCUGGAUAAGGACAAGGUGGGGGAGCACGAGUCGAUGGAGGAUCCUAACCACGGCAUAGCCGACGUCGGUGGCUCUCCUCCUUCUGGUGGACGGGGGAGACGUAGGCAGAGGAAGAGCGAUGAGGAGGACGAUUCUGACACCGCCGUGCCCGGGGACAUCACCACGCGGGCGAAGUGGCAGCAGACGACAGGCACUGCCGACGACGCCGGUGGCGCGGAAGUUGGGAGAACGCGAGGCGCCAGUGAAGCUAGUGGCAAAGCGAUGGGUCAUGCAUUGCGCCAAAAGGGCCGACCCGCAGCAAGAAAAACAUUCGGCGGAAGGAGGGGCAAGAAACGGGGUCGUGAAGACCCUGGUGAGGCCGAGGAGGAGGAUGCGCAGGAAGAGGAGGAUGAAGAGGAUGCAGAGGAGGAUGACGCGGAUGUUGGGGAGGAUGAAAAAGAUGAGAAUGAUGGCGGGGAGGACGAAGAGGAGGAGGAGGAGGAGGAGGAGGAGGAGGACGAUGAGGAGGAGGAUGAGGAGGAGGAGGAGGAGGAGGAUGAGGAGGAGGAGGAGGAGGAGGAGGAUGAUGAGGAGGAGGAGGAGGAGGAGGAGGAGGAGGAGGAGGAGGAGGAAGAGCAGGGGGACGACGAGGAGGAGGAUGAACAGGAGGAGGAGGAGGAGGCAGAGGAGGAGGAGUAG
Molecule: messenger RNA, 795 nt
Organism: Closterium sp. NIES-65
Lineage: Eukaryota; Viridiplantae; Streptophyta; Zygnematophyceae; Desmidiales; Closteriaceae
Source: the annotation of a GenBank genome assembly